UGCCCACUGUCUCCUCAGGGCCGCAGCCUGCUGCCCCGUCCCGUCCCCUUCCUUGUCCCAUCCUAGUUCCCAUCCCCUGGCGCAGGUGACCCUGCCUGGGUAUGGCCGGGCUGGAGGUCGCCACGCUGACCCUCACGCUCCUGGAGGUGGCCCUGGUGGGGGCGGGGGCCCAGGGGACAACCCACAGGAACCCUGACUACUUGGUGCAGGAGAGCUGGAGUCCGGAGCCCUACUCGCACCCUGAGCUCUACUCUCCACCGCCCCCAGAGUCUGGGGAGGAGGGGGAGCAGGAGCCCCGCCCUCCGGGGCCCAGGCCCCCCAAGAAGCCCACCAAGCCCAGGAGAGGUCCCCGGAGGGAGAAGCUGGCUCCAGAGACUCCGCCAUCAGGUAAAAGUGGCAGCAGGAAAGGCGUGAGAACCAAGAGCGUGGAGAAAGCUGCAGCUGGUGAGACCAGCAUCCCCAUGACCCCUGAGGACGCCUGGGAAGAUUGUCCGCCGCUUGGGUUGGAGAGCCUCAAGGUCACAGACUUCCAGCUGCAUGCGUCCACCACCAAGCGCUAUGGGCUGGGGGCACACCGCGGGCGUCUCAACAUCCAGGCAGGGGUCAAUGAGAAUGAUUUCUAUGACGGGGCGUGGUGUGCUGGGAGAAACGACCUUCACCAGUGGAUCGAGGUGGACGCCAGGCGCCUGACCAGGUUCACUGGCGUCAUUACGCAGGGGAGGAACUCUCUCUGGCUGAGUGACUGGGUGACUUCCUAUAAGGUCAUGGUGAGCAAUGACAGCCAUACAUGGGUCACAGUUAAGAGUGAAUCUGGAGACAUGAUCUUCGAAGGCAACAGCGAGAAGGAGGUCCCGGUCCUCAACCGGCUGCCCACGCCAAUGGUGGCUCGCUACAUUCGCGUCAACCCGCGCUCCUGGUUUGACAACGGGAGCAUCUGCUUGAGGAUGGAGAUCUUGGGCUGCCCGCUGCCAGAUCCAAAUAACUAUUAUCACAGGCGGAAUGAAAUGACCACGACUGAUGACCUGGAUUUUAAGCACCACAACUACAAGGAAAUGCGGCAGCUGAUGAAGGUGGUGAAUGAGAUGUGUCCCAAUGUCACCAGAAUCUACAACAUCGGCAAGAGCCAGCAGGGCCUCAAGCUGUACGCGGUGGAGCUCUCUGACCAUCCCGGGGAGCAUGAAGUUGGGGAGCCCGAGUUCCACUACAUGGCGGGCGCCCACGGCAACGAGGUGCUGGGCCGCGAGCUGCUGCUGCUGCUGGUGCAGUUCCUGUGCCGCGAGUACCUGGCGGGCAACGCGCGCAUCGUGUGGCUGCUGGAGGAGACGCGUGUCCACAUCCUGCCCUCACUCAACCCCGACGGCUACGAGAAGGCCUCCGAGGGGGGGUCGGAGCUGGGCGGCUGGUCCCUCGGACGCUGGACCCAGGAUGGGAUUGACAUCAACAACAACUUCCCUGACUUGAACACGCUGCUCUGGGAGGCAGAGGGCCGGCCCCAGGGACCUCGAAAAGUCCCCAACCACCACCUUGCCAUCCCCGAGUGGUUCCUGUCUGAAAACGCUACGGUGGCAGUGGAGACCAGGGCCGUCAUCUCCUGGAUGGAGAAGAUCCCCUUUGUGCUGGGUGGCAACCUGCAGGGCGGUGAGUUGGUGGUGGCCUACCCCUUCGACAUGGUGCGGUCCCCCUGGAAGACACAGGAGGCCACACCCACGCCCGACGACCACGUGUUCCGCUGGCUGGCCUACGCCUAUGCCUCCACCCACCGCCUCAUGACCGAUGCCCGCAGGCGGGUCUGCCACACCGAGGACUUCCAGAAGGAAGAUGGCACCAUCAAUGGCGCCUCCUGGCACACUGUGGCCGGAAGCCUCAACGACUUCAGCUACCUUCACACCAACUGCUUCGAGCUGUCCAUCUACAUGGGCUGUGACAAGUUCCCGCAUGAGAGCGAGCUCCCGGAGGAGUGGGAGAACAACCGGGAGUCCCUGAUCGUGUUCAUGGAGCAGGUGCAUCGAGGCAUCAAAGGCAUGGUGAGAGACACCCACGGGAGAGGCAUCCCCGGCGCCAUCAUCUCUGUGGAAGGCAUUAACCAUGACGUCAGAACAGCCAGCGACGGGGACUACUGGCGCCUCCUGAACCCCGGUGAGUACGUGGUGACUGCCAGGGCGGAGGGCUUCACCUCGGCCACCAGGAACUGCAUGGUCGGCUACGACAUGGGUGCCACGCGCUGCGACUUCACGCUCGCCAAGACCAACCUGGCCCGCAUCCGCGAAAUCAUGCAGAAGUUUGGGAAGCAGCCCCUCAGCCUGCCGGCCCGGAGGUCCAAGCUGCGGGGACGCAGGAGGCGGCAGCGGGGGUGAACCCCAGGACCCUAAGAAACCACCUGGACCCCCGUGAAGCUGCCCCGGUGCCAGCUCCCUGCAGGGCCUGUGCCCACUCCCCUGGGAGACAUACCUGGGAAAGCGUGGGCCUUGCAGAGCAGGACCGGCAGCCUGGGAUCAUCUUGUCUCUCUUCUUCGUCCCUUUGUAUCUGCAUGACCUGGACAGAGCAGCAGGGAAAGUUCUGGAAGGGGGUGCCGGGUGGUGGUGGCGGCAGUGGUAGUGCAUCUGGCAGAGUGCGUAUGUUACCAUGCUCAAGAACCUGGGUUCGAGCCCCCACCCCCCACCUCCAGGGAAGACACGUGAUGAGCAGUGACUCAAGACUGCAGGUGUCUCUCUUUCUCCCCCUCCCUUCCCCUCCUCUCUCAAUUUCUCUCCAUCUCUAUCCAGUAAAUAAAUAAAAUAUUUAUAAGUAA
This is a messenger RNA of Erinaceus europaeus (western European hedgehog), 2789 nucleotides long. It is a transcript of the gene CPXM2, whose product is annotated as carboxypeptidase X, M14 family member 2. The coding region runs from base 102 to 2354 and encodes 750 amino acids. Lineage: Eukaryota; Metazoa; Chordata; Mammalia; Eulipotyphla; Erinaceidae. The transcript is spliced from 14 exons. The record is from RefSeq and is a predicted model, not a curated record. Gene Ontology annotation, biological process: proteolysis. Gene Ontology annotation, molecular function: zinc ion binding; metallocarboxypeptidase activity.